This is a messenger RNA of Chenopodium quinoa (quinoa), 1023 nucleotides long. RefSeq lists its product as uncharacterized. The record is from RefSeq and is a predicted model, not a curated record. The coding region runs from base 1 to 1023 and encodes 340 amino acids. NCBI's taxonomy places the organism in Eukaryota, Viridiplantae, Streptophyta, Magnoliopsida, Caryophyllales, Amaranthaceae. The transcript has a single exon.
AUGGAUAAUUCCUUAUUUAUUUUCCGACAUGGGAAAGACAUGGCAUAUUUACUUCUAUAUGUUGAUGAUAUUGUGUUGGUUACAUCCUCAGAUAAAAUACGUGAGAGUAUUAUCACUCACUUACGGAAAGGGUUUCCGAUGACUAACUUAGGUCCUUUGAAUUAUUUUCUGGGUAUUGCUGUUACUCGUACUCCUUCUUACUUGUUUAUGUCACAGCAAAAAUAUGCACAGGAAAUUCUUGAGCAUGCAAGUAUGAGCAGUUGUAAACCUACACAAACUCCAGUGGAUACUCAAUCCAAACUCAGUGCAGACGCUGGACCUAAGUUUCAUGAUCCAACACUCUAUCGUAGUCUUGCAGGUGCAUUACAGUACCUCACUUUUACUCGUCCUGAUAUAGCUUAUGCAGUUCAGCAGGUCUGUCUAUUUAUGCAUGAUCCCAGAGUGGCUCAUUAUGAUGCAUUAAAACGGAUUCUGCGAUAUAUUCAGGGUACCAUUGAUCAUGGGUUACAUUUAUAUCCUUCGGCUCCUAAAAACUUGAUAACUUAUACUGACGCAGAUUGGGGCGGGUGUCCUGACACUCUACGCUCCACUUCCGGUUACUGUUGUUUUUUGGGUGACAAUCUUAUUUCUUGGUCGUCUAAGCGUCAGCCUACUCUUUCUAAGUCAAGUGCAGAGGCAGAAUACAGAGGCGUUGCAAAUGUUGUUUCUGAGGCUUGUUGGCUUUGUAAUCUUUUACUAGAGCUACACUGUCCUCUCCGGCAGGCCACUCUUGUUUAUUGUGAUAAUGUCAGUGCAAUUUAUUUAUCUCAUAAUCCCGUACAGCACCAACGCACCAAACAUGUUGAAAUGGACAUUCAUUUCGUUCGAGAAAAGGUGGCGUUGGGGCAUGUGCGGGUCUUACACGUUCCUUCCUGGUAUCAGUUUGCAGAUAUUUUCACAAAAGGCCUACCUCGACAACUAUUUGUGGAUUUCAGAUCCAGUCUUAGCGUACGUCCUCCUCCCGCUACGACUGCGGGGGUGUGA